AAGGGUAUUCUAAUAGUAAUGAUAUCAGUCCACAUACCCAGUGUUUAUCCCAUUUAUUCCGCUGACCUUUCUUCUCUUCCCAUCUCUUUCAUUCAGAGUCCUACUGAACCUUCUUUCUUUCUCUUUCGAUCUCCUUCUCCUCUAGUGCUAUAUAAAGAAUACUAGAAAGUUAAAGCUACUACACUCUUCAGUCUUCAGCACUGUUCCAUUACUCAAAAUGGGACGAUCACCAUGCUGUGAAAAAGUUGGUUUGAAGAAAGGACCAUGGACUCCAGAGGAAGAUCAGAAGCUCUUGGCUUACAUUGAAGAACAUGGCCAUGGAAGCUGGCGUGCUUUGCCUGCAAAAGCUGGACUUCAAAGGUGUGGCAAGAGCUGCAGAUUGAGAUGGAGCAAUUAUCUAAGGCCUGAUAUCAAAAGGGGAAAGUUCAGCUUGCAAGAAGAACAAACCAUCAUUCAACUGCAUGCACUCCUAGGGAACAGGUGGUCAGCAAUAGCUACACAUCUUUCAAAGAGAACAGAUAAUGAGAUCAAGAACUACUGGAACACUCAUCUAAAGAAAAGGCUAAUCAAAAUGGGAAUUGACCCUGUGACUCACAAGCCCAAGAAUGAUGCCCUUCACUCUAGCAUCGACAAUGGCCAUUCCAAGGUUGCAGCCAACCUCAGCCACAUGGCUCAGUGGGAGAGUGCAAGGCUUGAGGCUGAAGCAAGGUUGGUCAGAGAAUCUAAACUACGUUCACACCUUGGAACAAGCUCUUCUAUCUUACCAUCACCAUCCUCAUCAUCAUUGAACAAACAUGAUACAGUGAAAGCUUGGAACAAUGGUAGUAGUGUUGUUGGUGACCUUGAAUCUCCUAAGUCUACCUUAUCUUUCUCAGAGAAUAAUAAUAAUAAUCAUAAUGAUAAUAAUGUGGCACCAAUUAUGAUAGAGUUUGUGGGGACUUCUUUAGAGAGAGGAAUUGUGAAAGAAGAAGGUGAGCAAGAGUGGAAAGGAUACAAAGAUGGCAUGGAGAAUUCAAUGCCUUUCACCUCUACUACCUUUCAUGAGUUGACAAUGACCAUGGAAGCCACAUGGCCACCUUCUGAUGAGUCUUUGAGGACCAUUACUACUGCUGCUACUACAGCUGCUCGUGCACAUGUCCUUGGAGACCCGGUUGUUCAGGAAGGGUUGACCGAUCUAUUGCUGAAUUCUAACUCCGAUGAUGAUCGGAGUUUGUCGCCGGAGGGUGGUGGAGAGUCUAAUAGUGGUGAUGGUGGUGAUGGUUGUGGCAGUGACUUCUAUGAAGAUAACAAGAACUAUUGGAACAAUAUUCUUAAUUUGGUGAACUCUUCCCCUACUAAUUCACCUAUGUUUUGAUAAUCAUGAUAUUAUAUUUGUAUUUACUUCUUUUUCUCAAAAUUAAUUCUGACACGUAGAAGCGACUUUGCAUAAUUGAUUUUAGCUUGAGGAUCUAUUUAUAUUUGAAUUCCUUUAUUGAUUCCAAACAAAAAAUCAAUUUUAGAAGAAGCUUCGGUCUUUAACUUCUAGAUGGAUGUCAGAGUUGAUUUUGAAGAAACCGAAGAAAACUAAAUUGAUCCAAAAUGCUUAUGAGUAGGGGUAAAUGCUACAUUGGUUUCACCUUCACAUUAUUAUUGCCAUAAGAAGCGACCACAUGCACACGGAAUAGCUAGUAAUGUAUAGUGUCAGAGAGCAAUAAGGUUCUACUGUGAAAAACAGCUCUUUGUCGCUUAUGUGGUAUCAUCAAAUGUUCAUAUCAAUUUGUUAUGGAUUUGACUUGAUUUCUAUGCUGUAGGGUAGAGGGAUAUAUACGUAUGCAUGUAGACAACUGAUAUAAUGUAUGUGAGUUGAAUGACUUUUACUCGUAUGUAAUUUCCUGUGUUCAAAGUUCAAACUGUAUACAAUUAUAUCUAAUAAAAUAGAAGUAGUUA
This is a messenger RNA of Lotus japonicus, 1926 nucleotides long. RefSeq names its product transcription factor MYB16-like. NCBI's taxonomy places the organism in Eukaryota, Viridiplantae, Streptophyta, Magnoliopsida, Fabales, Fabaceae. Bases 218 to 1354 code for a protein of 378 amino acids. The transcript has 3 exons. The record is from RefSeq and is a predicted model, not a curated record.